GGUCAGCGGUCAAUUGGGUCGUAGGGGUGUAAUUAAUAAUAAUAAUAAUAAUAAUAAUAAUAAUAAUAGUAAUAAUAAUAAUAACAAUGCUGAGAAUGAUAUGACGAUAAAGCUAAGUGCAGGACUCGCGGGGCUCCGGAGGGCUUGCGUGGGCCAUGGCUACAAUGCACGCACGGCGUCAUUCUGCCCGACGCCAGUCCUGCGCUGGGAAGAAAACUCUUUGCAAGGCAACUGCUGCCCGGUCUUGGCUAGAGACCACAGGGUAUUGCGCGCCGAGCACACGUUCGAUGAUUCCUACACGGCGCGCUUCAAGCUGUUGGGAGUCGAUCCUCAGCUGCAGCUGGAUGUCCUAGCGGACGCAGCUCAUCAUGUGGAGGGCAGUUUGGGAGACUUUCUGCUGAACGCCGACGACCCUAGUACCGGUAGCAGCAGCAGCAGCUCGAAGGCUGACGUCAAAGCCACCCUUCUCUGCCAGGUCAUCGUCAAGAAGGAGCAAUUAAAUCCCGAGUACUCAAGAAAAGAUUCGGGGUCUAAUUCGCUCCGUCGGGUCAUUAAUCUCGAUCUCGCAGCGCUGGAAAGGGAGGGCACUACCCACUUCGUCAGUGCUAUCCUCUAUGGCGUAACCGUAGCGGCAUCUCUCAGCUGGAGUUGCAGCCAGAGGCUUAGCGAUGGCGGCGGCAGUGAUUUGCGAUCGACAAAUAUUCGUGACGAAGAAGCGGAGGCGAUGAAGGCGCGGUUACACGCUCGUCUCAUGGAGCUCGAAGAAUCCCUCAGCGUUGCUCCGCCGUCUCCUGAUGAAUCGGGCAAUAGCAUAUUAAGAUUGUGGCGAGAUUCUACCAAAGAGGAGGGAUUCAGAGUCCGAAUCUUCAGUGAUCUUACCAAUACUACCAGUGGUAAUAAUAUCUUGUCAGAUCAGGACGAGCAGGAGGGGUUCGAUAAGCUGGAGACUCUCCUGCAGUCCGCCUGGACGAUUCGCUGGCACAAUCUCGAUCUCGAUACCGAUCUCGGGGCACAGGUGCAGCCCGUGGCUGUCUUCUUAUCUCCGGUGAGGAGCUUGGUGCAUGCACGACGAGAAUGGUCUUCCGGUGGCAAGCCGCUCGCCGCUGUGGUGGUGCAGCGAGAGAUGGGGGAGGAGCUGUGGCGGGCGAUCCGCGACGUUCGUUCUAAGAGGGGGAGGCAUGAGGUCCUCGACGAGAUAGCAGACAAGUUCGGCAGAGAUGCGCGCGCGUUCGUGGAUCGCAUGUCGGCUUUCAUCAGGGAGAAAGAGACCCUUGCUAAAGAUCUCAAACGAUUGGGAAUAGAGUUAAUAUGCAGGGUGAACGAGGAGGACGAGCAGGAAGUGACGAUGGAAAUCGUGUCGAAGCACAAACAGGAUGCAGUGCACAUCCUUGUGCAUCGUCCGGCGGCAGCAGGCAGCUGCCAGAACCUGCAAGACAGAUCGUGGGACUCAAACCUCGAUCUCCUAAAGCGGCUGGCGAAGAGAUCAAAUUGCAGCAGCAGCGCCGGCAAAGAAAAAGAAGCAGAAGGAGAAGAAGGACAAGAAGAAGGAGAAGGAGAAGCAGAAGAAGGAGAAGGAGAAGAAGCAGAAGAAGCAGAAGAGGGAGGGGAAAGCAGCGGCAGUUUGAUCAGCUGCAUCGAGGAAAGAACACUUGGACACUCGUCACGCCGUCGCCUCGAGAUGCAGAAGGGUAAGGGUGAUGACGUGUCACUGCUGUCAGGCUCGUCGUCGAGCAGGAGCGAAAUGGGUAGGCACCUCUUCUUCUACGUUGUACAGGUUGGGAGCACUGCAGCAACUGCCGUCUAUCAGCAACAACCUGGUGAGCGGAGAUCGUCACGGCCGACAGGAGGCUGCUCCGGUCUCGUGUUGGAGAGUAGUGCUGCUGAUAAUAGACGAAGUAUUGGUGCCGGGGGGCCGAGCUCCGGGGGGCGUAGAGAUGCGUCUAAUUCAGGUGGUCCCCCCCACGGCGCAGGCGCCACAGGCACUACUGGGUGCCUUCUUUCUGCAGAGGCUGCGGGAGCUGUCAUACAGUUCUUCGAGGAGGGUAGGUUAAUCAUCCCUGAUGUGAUGGCGCAUGAGGAGAGAAUUGCUGAGCUGUGCUUGGUGCGAUUCCACGUCGGCAAGAUGGAGAAGGGGGUGGCUAUGACGAAUAGCGUGGGAGGGCCUAACAAGAGUGCAGCUCUUCGGAUUCGAUGCCCGGGCUCGGUCUAUGGCCGGUGUUCUUCCUCUGUGAGGGAUUGGCAUUGCGGUAGGUGUGCAGGUAAGGUGGAGUAUGGCUACGAUGGCUACGGGUAUUGCGACUGCGGGCGUGGUCGCAUCGACUCCUUGGAGUACCGCUGCCGCCAUAGCCUGCAUGGAGAGAAGUACCUCCGCUUUCGUCCCGAGGAUGAUCUCUCUUCCGAGCUAGACACGCUCAAGAAGAAGGAGGAGCUUAACAUUUUGCUCUUGGGGGAAACUGGGGUCGGUAAGUCCACCUUCAUCAACGCCUUCGCUAACUAUUUGACUCACGAUACUCUCGACGACGCCCUCGAGGAUCCCAUCACACUCAUCCCCUCCACCUUCACGGUCUGCAGAGAUGGGGAAUUCGACGAAUGCACCGUGAAGAUAGGCAAAGAGGAUCAGAACGAAGGGGGAGAAGGAGGGAAGUCGUCGACGCAAUCCUGCAAGGCGUACAAGUUUCACUACGGCGAUCGCAUGGUGCGUCUGAUAGACACGCCGGGGAUCGGAGACACUCGUGGAAUCGAACAGGACAAGAAGAACUUCGACAACAUUCUACAUUUCCUCGGGUAUCACACGCAGCUGCAUGGCAUCUGCAUCCUGCUGAAGCCGAACAACGCCAGGCUGACGGUGAUGUUCCGCUUCUGCAUCUUGGAGUUGCUGUCGCAUCUUCACAAGAGUGCCAAGGACAACAUAGCCUUCGUCUUCACCAACGCGCGCUCCACCUUUUAUCGCCCGGGCGACACCAUGCCGCCGCUGAGGACGAUGCUGAAGAAGAUCUGCGAGGCGCCGCCUUACGUGGACAUUCCCAUCAGCAAGAGCACCAUCUUCUGCCUGGACAACGAGUCCUUCCGCUUCAUGGCCGCCCUGAAACAAGGGCUGGAGUUCGAAAAGGAUCAGAGGGCCGACUUUUCGCAGAGCUGGACUGUGUCUGUUAACGAGUGCCGGAGGCUGAUGGAUUACGUGGCCACACGUGCUCCGCACAAAGUACAGGACACGGUUUCUGUGAACGAGGCACGCAGACUCAUCCUUCGGCUAUCGAAGCCUCUUGGAGACACUACACGGAACAUUCAGCUGAAUCUUAAGAUCAUGAACGAGAAGAUGAAGGACAUCGAUUUCUCGGCCAAGCACAUCUCCGAUCUGAAAAAGCAGCUGAUGGUUCCUGCAGUAGAUCUGGAGUACGUGGCCCUGACGCAGCCUCACACGGUGUGCACUUCUCCCAGGUGUCGCGACACCGUGGUGUCCUGCAAUCAGACCAAAUACGACUACAAGACCAGAUGCCACCGCCCCUGCUACUUGGAGAAUGUGGAGGUCAACAUAGUGAAUAACACGGACUUGAAGAACUGCGGAGCCAUGGAUCCGACGGGGACAUGCAGGCACUGCGGCUGCAAUUGGGACGCGCACAUGCAUGUGCUGACGGAGACGCGACACGUGACCAUAAACAUCCAGGACAAGGGGGUGGCUGAGCAGAUCAAGACGAAGGAGCAGGCGAAAGAGGCGUUGCUGCGGACUGUGGAGAUCAUGAAACGGCGAGCUGCCCAGCUGCAGGAGGAGGAAAGGGUGAUAUCCAAGACCAGCGCGAAGUUUGCACGCUUUUUGAAGUGCAAUGCCAUCACCGCGUACAACGAUGCUCUUCUCGACUACCUCAAUCAUUUGAUAGAGGAGGAGAGAAAUCUGAAGCUCGAAGGGGCAAACAAUGCGGAGAUCCUCAACGGGCUCGUCCGGAUGCGGGACACAUACGAGUGCGAGAUGAAGAUCAUCAACGAGACGGGUGCAGAUGCCGACUCCUCCUCCGCUUCACCAGCCUCUUCCGGGUUGGCUGCCUCUUCCGCCUCACCGGAAGACAUCCAGCAGAUGGUGCAGAAUCUCUUCCAGCUAGAAAUCAAUGGGAAGAUGAUUAAACAGAUGAUGGAGGAGAUGAACAGAGCCGUGCAGGCCUCACACUUCACGUACUCGGAGACCACGGUCAGGACUCCGAAGCGAUUUCCAUUCUUUUCUUCAGCAGCGACUUCUACUCAGCAGCAACGGGGUGGCACUACUAAGUACUCCUUCGGGCAAAGUGGAAGAAUCCAUGGCCAGCAGCAGCAGCAGCAGCAGCAGCAGCAGUACCACCACUACCAAGGCCUUCUUCGUGGCCAGCAGCUGGAGGUGGCGCCAGCAAUCGCUCACGGGCUUUUGUCAGAUCUGGAUUUUCGACAAGCUCAGCUGAUGAAUAGGCAUGAUCCUGCCCAAGCAAGGAGGGGAGGUCCUCCUGGACGAGUUUCGGCAUCUGAAUUUGGCUUCCCCCCGUCCUCAUCACAUGAUGCACAUCUGUAUGAUCAUCAUUUGCUUGCCUUUGGUGAUGGCAGCAGGUCUGAUAAUGAUAAUGGCAUGGCCAUCUGUAGCCGCAACGGUUACGCCGUUGGGGGGGAUGCAGCAGGAAACGGCAAUGGUUACGGCUGGAGCCGUGCAGCAAUGGAUGCAGCGGUAAGGGUUGACGGGAUCUCGGCAAGCCUUGACGGGAUCCCGCCGUCCGGAGGUCUCGACUCGCUGCAGUCGUUCAAGAUGACCGCAUACGACGAUGGUCGCCCGUACCCAAGGACCGGUGGGGGCGGUGAUUGCAGAGAAGGCUACCCCGAAGAUGGUUGUAGCGGCGGCCACGAGAAGGCUCCUCAGGAGAAACGAAACGGGAUCCUGAGGUCGGUGGCGAAAGCCGUGGUCUCCUGGUUGUUGUGACAUCAUGGUAAAGGAAAGGAGAAAGGAGUGGUGGGCUGGGCGAACGCGCAGAUCAUAUUAUCAUAAUGCAUGCAUUGGGUUAUUUGGGAAUUUUUGGGCCAUUUUUUGGGGGUCCACAUGCAUGUGAAAGGGGGGGCAUGAUCAUGCCUUACGCCCGUGGGCUCGCGUGGGAAGAUGGCAUGGUAUAAUGGUAGGCCUCGAUGGAUGGAGAGGGUAGGACGAACUGCAGGGGGACGUUAGGGGUCGCUGGAAAGGGGAGGAUGAACUGCGGGGGGAGCGUUUUUACGGGAGGGAUAACAUAGUAUCUUCUUCAGGGGAGUAAAAAAAAAAAAAAAAAAAAACUUCUCCCGGGGAGUGAUAUGACGGCGAGGUACUUAAUCAAUGUUAUUUUGGUAG
Molecule: messenger RNA, 5326 nt
Organism: Chara braunii
Lineage: Eukaryota; Viridiplantae; Streptophyta; Charophyceae; Charales; Characeae
Source: the annotation of a GenBank genome assembly